CCCUCCGCCGUCCCUCCGCGGCCAUGCCCGGGCCCUAGCCGCCUGCCGCAGCUGCAGCCGCGCCGCCGCCUCUCAAUGGGCAACCUGCUCGGCGGGGUCGGCCUCCGCGAGCCCACCACCGUGGAGGACUGCGACUCCACCUGGCAGACGGACUCGGAGCCCGAGUCCGAGCCCGAGCCCGAGGAGCCGGAGCCGGGGCCGGGCGGCGGCGCGGGCCCGGAGCGCGAGUCGGAGCCCGAGCCCGAGGCGGAGGAGCGCGGCGGCCCCGCGCGGGACGCGGACGCGGAGGCGGCGGGCGCCGGGCAGGAUGGUGAGUCCACUGAAGCAACUGCUAAACCAAAGAGAAGUUUUUAUGCUGCGAGGGAUUUGUAUAAAUACCGACACCAAUACCCACAGAACUUCAAAGAUAUCCGAUAUCAAAAUGACUUGAGCAAUCUUCGUUUUUAUAAGAAUAAAAUUCCGUUUAAGCCAGAUGGUGUUUAUAUUGAAGAAGUUCUAAAUAAAUGGAAAGGAGAUUAUGAAAAGCUGGAGCACAACCACACUUAUAUUCAAUGGCUAUUUCCCCUGAGAGAACAAGGCUUGAACUUUUAUGCUAAGGAACUAACUACAUAUGAAAUUGAGGAGUUCAAAAAGACAAAAGAAGCAAUUAGAAGAUUCCUCCUGGCUUAUAAAAUGAUGCUAGAGUUUUUUGGAAUAAAAUUGAUUGAUAAAAUGGGGAAUGUUGCUCGUGCUGUUAACUGGCAGGAAAGAUUUCAGCAUCUGAAUGAGUCUCAGCACAACUAUUUAAGAAUCACCCGCAUUCUUAAAAGCCUUGGUGAGCUUGGAUACGAAAGUUUUAAAUCUCCACUUGUAAAAUUUAUUCUUCAUGAGGCUCUUGUGGAAAACACCAUUCCUAAUAUUAAGCAGAGUGCUCUGGAAUAUUUUGUUUAUACCAUCAGAGACAGGAGAGAAAGGAGAAAGCUCUUGCGAUUUGCCCAGAAACAUUACAGGCCUUCUGAGAACUUCAUCUGGGGUCCACCCAGGAAAGAACAGGGCGAGGCCAGCAAGGGCCAGAAAGCAGCUUCCUCUCCCACCUCUAAUCACAGCAGUCAGAAUUCUAUGCACAAAAAAGUCAAGGACUCCAAAAAUUCCUGCACAGAUGUUCACUUAAACAGCAGAACAACUGAAGAAAAGAAAGUAACAUCCAAAGAACCCGGGGAAGGGGCAGAGAGGCCCAGCUCAGAGCCCAGCAAUGACCCUGCAAAGCCCACAAACCCACAGGACAUUGGGGCUGAAAGUGCAAAUUCACACCAGGAAAAGACAGCUAGUAACCCUACAGAAAAAAUGGAGAGUUCAUCUCCCUCUGAGAAAGACGAAGAAAGUGAAAAUCAUAGUGAAGACUGCAAGAACACAGAGAGUACCAGCUGUGAUAACCAAGUUCUGUGACAGUGAGUCCUCAGAAAACCACAACCCAGAGGGAAAAACUAAGACUUUCUCUUGAAGAACAGUGACAAGGCCAUACUCCGCCUGUUUAGCCAUCCUGUGAUUUCCAUUGUAAACAUUUUGUGUAUUUGUUUGUUUUGGAUGACAGUGAAUUGGAUACUUAAUAAGAUCUUUUAAGGUGAGAGCCAAUAAUGAAUGUUUUAGGGUGUAAGUUUUUAAAUUCUCUAUAUGAUUUAGGUUAUUUUCAAGGCAUCCAGAAAAAAAUCAUGUAGCAUUUGGUUUAUCAAAUACUUUGUUUUGAGAGAUUAUGCUACAGGAAGAAAAUCAAGGGAGUAAUUUCAUUGUAUCACCACACCUUUACCUGAUUUGUGGAUUAAUUUUUGAAGCUGGAAGAGUUUUGGCCUUCUCACAUAUAUUCAGAAAAUAAUUUGGACUCUUUGACAGCACAUCGCCAUGUGCUUAUUUUUAGACUCUGAUAUGUGGCGUGGAUGUCAUUGGAAAUCUCUGCCCUAUCAGCUCCCUGUCCCUCCCUCUCACCCCUCACCCUGGCCUCCUCCUUUGUCAGCCGCCAUGUGCAUUUCUAGCACAUUAGAGUGGUCUCCUGUAUUGACAUCUAAGUGGGAUGGAGAGGGACUUUUAAUUGUGUGGUUUCAGAAAUUUCCUUUAAAAUAAUAAAAAUGUUUUCUCCAUUAAAAACUUAAAAGCAAA
Cavia porcellus (domestic guinea pig) is the source of this 2130-nucleotide messenger RNA. RefSeq names its product opioid growth factor receptor like 1 (gene Ogfrl1). Bases 76 to 1425 code for a protein of 449 amino acids. The transcript has 7 exons. Lineage: Eukaryota; Metazoa; Chordata; Mammalia; Rodentia; Caviidae. The record is from RefSeq and is a predicted model, not a curated record. Gene Ontology annotation, molecular function: opioid growth factor receptor activity. Gene Ontology annotation, cellular component: membrane.